AUGGCGGCACUCCCGCAGCCCUACGAAACGCGCCUGGUGGCGGUAUCUGCCUCUAGCGUCAACCAGCAGCGCAUCAACUACGGCAGUCGCGUGCUUUUGCCGUCAAGCGUGCUGGAUGACCUUUGUCGCAUCACUAUGGUGUAUCCCCUCCAGUUUGAGAUCAUCACUCCUGGUAAGAAGCGCGUGUACGCGGCUGUUCUCGAGUUUAACGCGCAGGCAGGCUCUGUGGUGCUACCGGACUGGAUGUUCCAGCACUUGGGGCUCUGCGGCACGAUGGUGGUGAAAGUGCAGAGCUGCAGUCUUCCGCCAGGCUCCCUGGUGAAGCUCCGACCGCAUCAGAAGGCUCUUGUAAUGUUCGAGAAUCCGCGGCACCUGCUGGAACUGCGCCUCGCCCAGUAUCCCGUGCUCACCAAGGGCACCACAAUCGUGAUCAGCUACGUGGAUCGUGAGUUCCAGCUGGACUUGGUGGACAUUAUUGACAUGAAGCAGGAGUUCGUCAAUGGAAUCCUAACGGUGCGCGCAGACGGUGCACCAGUGGAAUUGAAAGUAGACUUUGAACGGCCACUUGACAUGCCACCGUCACCUCCAGAGACACCAAUUUCUGCGGUAGCAUCACCGACUGGAGUCAACGUUAUCGGUGCAAGCAGUCCUACUGGUGUGCAGUUUCAACCCUUUAACUUUCGGCCGCCUAGUCUCACGGGCGUCCCCAAAGUGGCUGCAGUGGCGCCACCGCUGCAGCACCAGCCAGGGCAAUCUUCCUCCUCGUCCUCCGGACCAAAAGGCGGCAACUCUGCCGCCAAGCCAGAGCAGCCUACCUUCACCGGUGCGGGCCGAACCCUACGUGGGGUCCUCCCGUCUGAGAAUCAGACGAACGAAGCUUCAGCAAGCGCCCCUGCCGCGCCGCCGACUGCGCGUCCCUCUGCGGAGGAGCUCCGUGCCAUGCGACUGAAGGCCCUCGGUGGAGGUGGGCGCUCAUGA
Leishmania mexicana MHOM/GT/2001/U1103 is the source of this 978-nucleotide messenger RNA. Its product is annotated as putative ubiquitin fusion degradation protein. Gene Ontology annotation, molecular function: polyubiquitin modification-dependent protein binding. NCBI's taxonomy places the organism in Eukaryota, Euglenozoa, Kinetoplastea, Trypanosomatida, Trypanosomatidae. The coding region runs from base 1 to 978 and encodes 325 amino acids. The transcript has a single exon. The record is from RefSeq and is a predicted model, not a curated record. Gene Ontology annotation, cellular component: VCP-NPL4-UFD1 AAA ATPase complex.